AGGGAUGGCGUCACGGGAGAAAGGGAGGAGCUAGUCCCGAUGGGGCAAGCGGCGCGCUAUCUCCAAGUACUGGGAAUAGGGGAGUGAGAGAAAGUAUAAAUAGGUGAGCCCCAGAUGCAGAGGGACAGGCCAAUUGUGCAGGAGUGGAGAAGGGUACUUUUGCACUCGGAGCAGACCGGGCACAGGGCUCAGUCGAGAAGAAGGAGACGAAAAGAUAGGACCGAGCCACAGAGAGGUAGUGUGUGCGUUUGCUGGUCCAGUCCGGUGUGGAGCUGUGGAGCUGGAGCGCAGCGCUUAGUGCCGUUGCCACCAAGCCCGCUUCCACUGCCCAGAUCCUUUGCUGCUCAUCCUGGGGUAGGGAGAGCUCCUGAACACCGUUUGCCUCGGAAUCAAUUUGGUGGCUUUGGCCGCUGCCAGGGAGAUACUUCACCAGAAUGAAAGGGAAACCUGGAAAAGCUGGAAAGCAUCCCUCUCUUCUCAAGAUGGGGCUGGCACUCAGCUGGCUUGCGUUUGCCUUCUUCACUCCUGCUAUGUUCCCAGGAGCAUCAGCAGAAUGUCCUGACCAUAGUCCUGAUUUAUAUCCCUGGUCUCCUGGUCAUAAUGAAGAUCACCAUGUUCACAUUGGUGAGGGCAGAAGGCUUCUGCUUACAUCCUCAGCCACAGUCCAUUCCAUCCACAUUACAGAUGGAGGAAAACUAGUUAUUAAGGAUAACACUGAGCCAAUUGUUUUGCGGACUCGAUACAUACUUAUUGAGAAUGGUGGAGAAAUGCACGUUGGGAGUGAGACUUGUCUUUUCCAGAGUAAUUUCAGCAUUGUCUUGUUUGGAAGAGCUGAUGAUGGCAGUGAGCCUGACUAUUACUAUGGACUAAAGUACAUUGGAGUUGGCCAAGGUGGCACUCUGGAGAUGCAUGGGCAGAAGAAGCUCUCUUGGACUUUUCUUAAUAAGACCCUCCACCCAGGAGGAAUGAGUGAAGGAGGUUAUUACUUUGAAAGGAGCUGGGGCCAUCGUGGUGUCAUUGUUCAUGUUAUUAAUCCCAAACUUGGUUCUGUCAUUCAUUCGGACCGGUUUGAUACUUAUAAAUCCAAGAAAGAGAGUGAACGCCUGGCACAGUAUUUGAACACAGUGGCUGAUGGCAUGAUCCUUUCCGUAGCUGUGAAUGAUGAAGGAUCUCAAAACCUAGAUGACACAGCCAGGAAAGCCAUGACCAAACUGGGCAGUAAACAUUUCCUGCGCCUGGGAUUUAGGCAUCCUUGGAGCUUCCUGACUGUGAAAGGAGAUCCUUCAUCUUCUGUUGAAGACCAUGUAGAAUAUCAUGGUCACCGAGGCUCAGCUGCAGCCAGAGUUUUUAAAUUAUUCCGAACUGAAAAUGGGGAACAUUUCAAUGUUUCUUCUUCUAGUGAGUGGGUUCAAGAUGUGGAGUGGACAGAGUGGUUCGACAAGCGUCAAGUGACUCCGUCAAAAGGUGGAGAGAAAAUUUCAGACCUGAGGGCAGCUCAUCCUGGGAAAAUUUGUAUUCGUCCCAUUGACAUCCAGGCCACUACAGUGGAUGGAAUUAACUUAACCACUGAGGUCGUCUACAAAAGUGGCCAGGAUUACCGGUUUGUGUGCUACAAUAAGAACAAAGCCUGCCAGAAUUACCGAGUGCGGUUCCUCUGUGGUAAAUCUGUGAGGCCCAAACUCACCGUCACCAUCGACACCAACGUGAACAGCACGAUUCUGAGGCUAACAGAUAACGCUCAGUCCUGGAAAGCUGGAGACACCCUGGUCAUUGCUAGCACAGACUACUCCAUGUAUCAGGCUGAGGAAUUCCAGAUACUGCCCUGCAAAACCUGCACCGCCUAUGAGGUCAAAGUGGCAGGAAAACCAAUGUAUCUCCACAUUGGGGAAGAAAUAGAUGGUGUGGACAUGAGAGCUGAAGUGGGACUCCUGAGCCGGAAUAUUCUGAUCAUGGGUGAGACAGAGAGAAAAUGCUAUCCCUAUAAAAACCAGAUCUGCAGCUUCUUUGACUUUGAUACCUUUGGUGGGCAUAUCAAGUUUGGACCUGGGUUUAAGGCAGCUCAUCUUGAAGGUGUUGAACUGAAACAUAUGGGCCAGCAAAUCAUGGGCCAGUAUCCUAUCCAUUUCCACUUGGCUGGUGAUGUGGAUGAGAAGGGAGGCUAUGAUCCACCCACUUAUGUGAAAGACCUCUCCAUCCACCAUACGUUCUCCCGCUGUGUCACAGUUCAUGGUUCCAAUGGAUUAUUGGUGAAGGAUGUUGUGGGCUAUGACUCCCUUGGCCACUGCUUCUUUACUGAAGAUGGACCUGAGGAAAGGAACACCUUCGAUCACUGCCUUGGAUUGCUGGUCAAGGCUGGAACCCUCCUCCCCUCCGAUAGGGACAGCAGAAUGUGCAAGAUGAUUACAGAGGAUUCCUACCCAGGAUACAUCCCCAAACCCAGGCAGGAUUGCAAUGCUGUGUCCACUUUCUGGAUGGCAAAUCCCAAUAAUAAUCUUGUGAAUUGUGCAGCAGCAGGUUCUGAGGAAACUGGAUUUUGGUUCAUUUUUCACCACGUACCUACAGGACCUUCAGAAGGAAUGUAUUCCCCAGGCUACUCAGAGCACAUUCCACUAGGAAAAUUCUAUAACAACCGGGCUCAUUCCAACUAUAGGGCUGGCAUGAUCAUUGACAAUGGAGUCAAAACCACAGAAGCAUCUGCCAAGGACAAGAGGCCUUUCCUUUCUAUCAUUUCUGCCAGAUACAGCCCACACAAGGAUGCUGACCCUCUGAAGCCCAGGGAACCUGCCAUCAUUAAGCACUUUAUUGCUUACAAAAACCAGGACCAUGGAGCAUGGCUCCGAGGAGGAGAUGUGUGGAUGGACCACUGCCAGUUUGCUGACAAUGGGAUUGGUCUGACUCUAGCCAGUGGUGGAACGUUCCCUUAUGAUGAUGGUUCAAAGCAGGAAAUAAAGAAUAGUCUGUUUGUUGGAGAGAGUGGCAAUGUGGGAACAGAGAUGAUGGAUAAUAGGAUUUGGGGACCUGGAGGAUUGGAUCACAGUGGAAGAACACUUCCAAUUGGCCAGAAUUUCCCUAUCCGAGGAAUUCAGUUCUAUGAUGGCCCCAUCAACAUCCAAAAUUGCACGUUCCGAAAAUUUGCAGCUCUGGACGGCCGGCAUACAAGUGCCCUAGCAUUUCGCCUCAAUAAUGCCUGGCAGAGUUGCCCCAAUAACAAUGUGUCGAAUAUUGUUUUUGAAGAUGUUCCGAUUACUUCCAGAGUGUUCUUUGGGGAACCUGGGCCCUGGUUCAACUUGCUGAAUAUGGAUGGAGAUAAGACAUCUGUGUUUCAUGAUGUUGAUGGCUCUGUGUCAGAAUAUCCUGGUUCCUAUAUCAUAAAGGAAGACAACUGGCUGAUCAAGCAUCCUGAUUGUAUCAACGUCCCUGACUGGAGAGGCGCUAUCUGUAGCGGACGCUAUGCACAGAUCUACAUCCAGGCCUAUAAGACGCAUAACCUGGGAAUGAAAAUCAUCAAAAAUGACUACCAUGACCAUCCUCUCCACCUAGAGGGGGCUUUAACAAAAAGCACUCAUUACCAGCAGUACCAACCGGUCAUCACCCUGAAGAAGGGCUAUACCAUCCACUGGAACCAGACAGCACCUUCAGAACUUACCAUCUGGCUCAUCAACUUUAAUAAGGGUGACUGGAUCAGAGUUGGAUUUUGCUAUCCUAGAGGAACAACUUUUUCCAUUCUCUCAGAUGUCCAUAAUCGCCUCUUGAAGCGAACCUCUAAGACAGGCACAUUUGUGAGGACCAUGCAGAUGGAAAAACUGGAACAGAGUUAUCCUGGUAAAAGUCACUACUACUGGGAUGAAGACACAGGGCUGCUUUUCCUGAAACUGAAAGCUCAGAAUGAGAGAGAGAAGUUUGCCUUUUGCUCCUUGAAAGGCUGUGAGAGAAUCAAGAUUAAAGCACUGAUCCCAAAGUACUCUGGAAUUAGUGAUUGUGAAGCCAGAGCAUACCCAAAGUAUACUGAGAAAGCUGUGGUGGAUGUACCAAUGCCAAAGAAGCUUCUUGGUGCUCAACUGAAAACAAAGGACCACUUCCUGGAGGUAAAGAUAGAAACCUCUAAAAGCAGAUUCUUUCAUCUUCUGAAUGACUUUGCCUACAUUGAAGUUGAUGGUAGAAAGUUUUCUAUCUCUGAAGAUGGCAUCCAAAUGAUCGUGAUUGAUGGGAACUAUGGGAAAAUUUUGGGUCGUGUUACCUUCAGGAACACCAUUCUGCAAGGAAUUCCAGCACAGAUCCACAACUAUGUAGAUGCUUUACCAGACAAUUCCAUAGUGCUGAUAGCAUCAAAGGGAAGAUAUGUUUCCAGAGGCCAAUGGACCAGGAUCCUAGAAAAGAUGGGAGCAGACAACAAUCUUAGAUUAAAAGAAAAAAUGGCUUUUGUGGGUUUCAAAGGCAGCUUUCGCCCAACGUGGGUUACUUUGAAUACGGCAGAAGACAAAGCCAAAGUCUUUGAAGUGGUGCCCAUCCCUGUGGUGAAGAAGAAGAGGCUGUGAAAGUAGCCUCCUUCCUGUCCGUGUUUGUGAUCCUGCUGUUAUCACUACCUGAGUGGACUUUUUACUACUGACCCUGCUGAGGAGGAGAUACACUGGCUCUCCCAGCCCUCUAGAGAUGUGGCCCAUUCAGGAGCCGCAUGGGAUAGCCGUGUCUUAUCAUGUCUGGACCAAGGGGGCCACUGGGAACAGAAACUCUUGGUGCUGCCCAUCUGGUGAGGCGGUUAACUGCGGCUCCUUGGAAGAUGCUGAUUAAUGCUGGAUACACUUAGUUCUCAGAGGGACAGCUGCAGUUGUACUGUGGCCUUCUUGCACAUUUUUGCAUGAUGUGCUCUCCCUCUCUUCCUAUCUGUGCCUCAUGAAGGUUGUUUUUUGGUUCAGGAUGUGGUGGCAUAGAAGGGAGAUUCUGGAUCACCCUGACCUCAAAGGUCAUUUUUAGUCUUUACCUAAUGCAGGGAACCCCAGUCCAAAUGGGAAAUUACAAGAGGAGCUUUGUAAUUAUUCUUAAAGCUUAUAUCAAUGGGACAAUCUCCCCUACUGAUGAUUCAUGUUCUCUAAUGAGUAGGAGCCCAAGGGUGCUGGAUAUAUGAAAACCAGCCCUGAUCUUAAGGGCACUAUUUUUUCUUUCUGGGCAAAAACUUUCCAAGGACCAAUAGGUAGAGUUGCAGUCACAUGAAAUGGGUAUAAUGAUGUGAUAUAUCUGUUUUUCUGAAAUCAAUGGUAGCUGGGUAGAGGAGCAUUGAUGGCCACCCCAAAAACCCCUCAACUACCGACAUUCAGAUUAGCCCAAUACUGGUACUCUAAAAUGGGAAUUUUCAUCCCAUGGUCCACAGGAGAUAAUUUUUUUUUAGGGUGUAAUCCCUUAUGCCUAGUAUUUACUCAUAUAUUAGUGGAGAACUCUAGACUGGCUCUCCAUACCACAAGAAAAAUCAUUUGGUAUGGGCUGAGCAUCUGGAGUAAAUAAUAACUUUGCGUUUACCCAAAGUAAGCAAUUGACCAGAGCCCUGAAGGUCAGGAAUCUAAAAUUCACCACUACUGACCCCAUGACAUGGUGCUUUAGGCUUCCUAAAUUGGUGCCUUAGCUUUCUCAUGGCCUGGGAUAUUCAAGAGGAAAGUGCUCUGUGACACUACUGAAUGACUUUGUAUAAAUAGGAAGUAUCAAAUGUUAUAUCUAGGAAGGACUAUAAAGAUCAUCUAAUCCAAAUCCCCUCAUUUUACAAAUAAUAAAAUUUAAAAAAACAACCAGACCCAGAGAGGUGAAGUCACCUAUCCAAGGCCUCUCAGCUAGUUAGAGGCAGAGCUGGGGACUAGAACCCAGAUUUGCUCACUCUACUGCCCCACGUUUUCUCAAACUUUAGUCCUAAGUAUUCUCAUAGACCUCUAGAAUGGGCUUCUAUCAAUUGUCAAAGGAUUAAAAAUGCCCUUUUGAAAUAGAAACAUUACCCAGGCCAGGCCAAUGAUCAAGCACCAGUCAUUUCCACCCCUAACCCCAUUAUCAAACAAACAACUGGUCUUGGUUUCUGUGAUGGAGUUCAGUCUUCCUCUUUAUCCACUCUGCUUCAGAUGCCAUAUUUUGUUCUAGGAUUCGGCUGAUGCUUCCGUAUGAUCUGGAUUUGUAGGCUCAGCAAGGAAAAGAUUCUUUAGGGCAGUGGUGUCAAACUCAGAUUCAAAGAUCCCUGCUGGCAGACCUCAUGUUGACUUAAAAAUUUACAAAUUAAUAUUAUCUAUCUGUCUUGUGUUGUAUUUUUAUUUAUUUUGUUAAAUAUUUCCCAAUUAUGUUAUAGCUGGUGUAGGCCAUAGUCAAGGCUGGGGCCAUGAUUUUGACACCUCUGUUUAGGGCAUUCCGCUGGGACCAAACAUAUCUAUAAGUCAUCCGAAUGUACCUGGAGAUUUCAAAAGACUGUGGGUCAUGUCUUAAAUGCCCCUGCUGUACCUCCCUGCCAGCCUUCCUCCCACCUGUCAUCCCAAUUGCUUUCCUUAAAAAGAACCAUAAAGGAAAGACUUAUCACCUCUGGUUAAAAACUAUCCUAAUCCCAAAGCUCUGUUAUUUCUGGGCACAAGAACUCACAACGUUCUUCUUUUUCUCUAUAUCUCUAUAUGGUUUGUGCUUUUUACCUCCCACUCCAAACAACAUUCCGCUCUUUUGGAAACGCUCAUUUUACACCUCUGUGUAAAAUGCACAGGAAUGCACUUAAACUACAGUAGUAAGUCACCUCCCCAAGAGUAUGUCAAAUGUUGGGGAUCAAAUAACAAAAUUUCAACCAUUGCUUCAACCCACCUAUCCAUUCUAACCCUGUAAAAAGCAUUCAUGUGCAUGUCUCCUUCUGUUCUUAACAACUAACUACCAAGUUCUCAGGGUAAAAUCUUAUGUCUCUUUGAAACUAUGUUUUUGGAGGAGGAAGAGGGAGGGUGGGCAAACUUCAUGUAAAAGCAUUGAAUUUUUAUUGCUCUUCCAACAGUUUUACUUCCUUUCUUUUCCAGAUUGUUUUUAAAAAGGGUGUCCCACUGUGAAUCGCUUGGUAUGUGAUCCCUAUAAGGUGGCCAGAAAUUAUAAAUAGCUUCAGAAACCAUGUCAGUCUUUUCAUGAAUAAGUAUUUGAAACUACAGCAAGUCGCAUGUAUGUAGCACUUAGGUAACUAACUAGUAGAUGAUCUGUGCAUUUGUUUGUUUGUCUAAACCAGCAAAAAUGACUCAUAAAGACCAGAUAUCUGGGCAUCUUCUUGGUAGUACUUAUAUUUUUUCCCUAAUUUCCCAAAAAGGGCCUCUCCCUUCUAUCUCCAUUGGUAAGAUCUUAGACUUACAACAUAUUAGGUUUUUGUUUUGUUUCCUUAAAAAAGAACUAUUCUAAAACCCUUGUCUCUUUCAUGUUGCCCGAAAUAGCUGGUCCUUUUUCGGAAGUAGAUGUAUAAUUUUUGUAUGUAAACAUUUCUUAUAGACGUCACAUGGAGAAAAAUAUAUUUUCUAUUUAUUUAUUAUAAAGGCACUACUAGAAGUCAUUUGCAAAGAAUGAAGAGUUGUAUUAAAUUUUGUGUCACUCACAUUCAGACCAACAGAUACACAAUGGAAUAUUUCCCCUGGACCACAGUAUGUGCACCCAUUUGAAGACUUCAUUGUUCUAAAAAUGGUAGCUUACAGAGUUACCCUAUUAUAGUUUGGAAUAAUUGUCUCAUAAUAAAUAUUCAAAUUCA
This is a messenger RNA of Monodelphis domestica (gray short-tailed opossum), 7720 nucleotides long. It is a transcript of the gene CEMIP, whose product is annotated as cell migration inducing hyaluronidase 1. NCBI's taxonomy places the organism in Eukaryota, Metazoa, Chordata, Mammalia, Didelphimorphia, Didelphidae. The record is from RefSeq and is a predicted model, not a curated record.